UUGUUGUAUUCACUAGUUUCUUGGUUCCAAAGGGAAAGCUAAAGAAAAAAAGAAAGUAAGAGAAAAAUCUACUUGGAUUGCUGGCGCUGGGCGGAUUUUAUUAGAAAACUUGCACAUGCGAUCCCAAGUGUGGCGGUGAAUGGCCAUGGAAACAGCUUCAUGUCCCAUUCUCAAGACUUUCUGUUUCAGCACCAACAACUCUUCCAAACUGUAUAACGUUCCAAGAAAAUCCCUCUCCUUUUUGCCUCCAAAAAACUACUUGAGCACUACUUCUAGCAUUGGCAAGUUGUACAGUGAUGGGUAUUUUGUCAAUUCGUCAAGCUCAUUCUCCAGCAGUACCCAAGAUAACCCACCUCAGCAACUCGCUCUUCUCCUUGAAGUUGAAGGGGUUUUAAUGGAUGUGUAUCGCUUGGGCAACCGUCAAGCCUUCAAUGCAGCAUUCCGGAAGCUUGGAUUGGACUGUGCAAAUUGGAGCCAGCCAGUUUAUCAGGAUCUUGUGAGGAAGAGCAUAGGUGAUGAAGAAAAGAUGUUGGUCUUGUUUUUUAACAGAAUUGGCUGGCCCACAUCACUGCCCACAAGUGAGAAGGAGACAUUUAUGAAAAGUGUUCUGCGUGAAAAGAAAAUUGCAUUGGAUGAACUGGUCAUGUCAAAAUCUUUACCUUUAAGACCUGGUGUUGAAGAAUUUAUUGAUGAAGCUUAUGAAGAAGGUGUCCCAGUAGUGAUGCUGACAUCAUACUGUAAAUGUGGGGAAAAACCAGCCAGAUCCAUCAUUGAGAAGCUUGGAAAUGAUAAAAUGGCAAGGAUAAAAAUACUUGGAAUGGAGGAGGUAAAGCAAAGUUUCUAUGGCCAACUUGUAUUUGGUGAAGGAGUGGCGUCUGACCUAGGUGAGCAACUGGCUAAAGAAGCAAGAAAAGCAGUUUCUGCAGAGGAGCAAAGAAUUGCUAAGGAGGUUGCUUCCAUGCUAAAGUUGAGUGUCGACAUUGAUACAACUUCAAGUGAAGAAAUGAAGAAUGUUGUGGCUGCAUUACGGGCAGGGGCAGAAUAUGCCAAUGUACCUGUGGAUAAUUGUGUGCUUGUUGCCGGAAGUCAAUCUGGGGUUGCUGGAGCAGAGCGAAUUGGCAUGCCUUGCGUUGUGGUCCGGGGCAGUUCGACCGCUAGAGCUGAGUUUCCUGGAGCUAAAGCGAUAAUGGAUGGAUUUGGUGGUGGAGAUCUAUCGAUUUCUAGGCUACGACAAAUACAGAGGUCCUGAUGUUUGAUUCAAAAGCUAGUUGCUUCAAAAUUUUCAAGCGAGUGUAAUUGUGCUGCUGUAAAAUUAGUUAUAUGAGAUACGUACUGUAAGUAAAAUGUAUUGCUCUAGCUGCCAUUUAUUUUCUUAGUGUACCAUUUAUGGAAUUACGUCUCAAUUUUGAGCUUCAUUUCGCCUUUC
This is a messenger RNA of Nicotiana attenuata, 1426 nucleotides long. Its product is annotated as haloacid dehalogenase-like hydrolase domain-containing protein At3g48420. Bases 140 to 1249 code for a protein of 369 amino acids. Gene Ontology annotation, molecular function: hydrolase activity. The record is from RefSeq and is a predicted model, not a curated record. Lineage: Eukaryota; Viridiplantae; Streptophyta; Magnoliopsida; Solanales; Solanaceae. The transcript has 11 exons.